CGGACGAACUGGCAGUGUACAGGUGCUAAGCUACGUUCCGGGGACUGGGACUAGUAUGACGAUACAACUUGGGUAGUGAUGCAGGCAUGUAGGAAAGAUACAUCAUAAUAGGACAACGACAACGGCAAGCAGUACAUUUGAAGGAAGCAUUCAUAUCCAGGCGCGAGUGGCAGGAUAUGGAUGACCUGAGUGCCUCACGAGCGGCGACUCGCCACCGCCCUUCGCGCUGGAAGUCCUCGCGGUCGGGGCGCCGCUGUACGUGGGGCGCUGGGAGGAGCUGCGCCUCGUCGGGAGGUCGGAGCCACGCGUGCACCCCGGCCCCCAGGGCGCGAGAUUCCUCCGACCUCGUCGUCCGACUCUUCCCGUGCACGUUUCUUGAUGGGACGGCGGGCAGGAGUCGGUUUGGCCUUUCGCAAAGAGCGUACGUACCGCUUGGAGGAAGGCACCUCGAAAGUGUGCGAUACGGAGGAGGUACGAGACAUGCUGCCGAUCGAGCUCUCAGUCUCUGCUUGAAUGUGAGUUGCAAAGAUCACCGCGGUAUCUGCGCAAGGUUCUUCAGGGCAGGGUGUGUAGUCCACCGGCCUCAGGCUGACGAAGAACGAGUAAUACUUUCUCCCCAUUUCCGGGAUCGAAGCCUCGUCUUUGGCCCACUGCCAAUAGCCGCCAUCCCUCCAGAAGGCCAUUUUCGACUCGUUAUGGUGGAGAUGUGCAGGCAAAUGGGUAGGUAUGAGCCUCGUCGGACUGUGAUAGGCUAUAAGAGCCGGUAUGUGAUACACUGUGAGGAGGGCGGAGUGGAAGAAAGGGGUUUAUGGACGUGGCAGUCCCGGAUGAGCAAGCAGGGAGGGUACUGAACGAAUUUAACAGCAGUAACGGAUUUCAGACCCAGCGAAGGUGCAUCCCAGCCACCGCCGGAGUUCCACCCGCUCGGUCCUCGCCGUCCGCUGCAGAGCUCCCGGCUCAAGCCAGCUUCACCGUUCGAGUCGGCCCACAUUGACGUGCAUUCCUGUGUCCUUUGCCCGGAUGUGCAUCAAGGACUUCCCC
Molecule: messenger RNA, 1041 nt
Organism: Fomitopsis serialis
Lineage: Eukaryota; Fungi; Basidiomycota; Agaricomycetes; Polyporales; Fomitopsidaceae
Exons: 6
Coding region: 177-851 (224 amino acids)
Source: RefSeq, a predicted model, not a curated record